GUGAGAAUUUGGUAGCACUGACUCGGCGCUUGGUGGUUUUGUGACGACGAGCACCGACGCUUUUUCUGUUUGGGUGGGGGCUGAUAAGUCAAGCCGCCCUUGGAAUUUCUAAACAUUCCAGUCCUGUAAAUAACCGAUACAUUUUCUGCGGGAAGAUGACGGACCAGGAGUUGGAUUGUGCCCUGGAUCUGAUGCGGCGCCUGCCGCCGCAGCAGAUCGAAAAGAACCUCUCCGACCUCAUCGACCUGGUGCCGAGCCUGUGUGAGGAACUGCUCUCGUCAGUCGACCAGCCGCUCAAGAUAGCCCGAGAUAAAACGGUCGGAAAGGACUACCUGCUGUGCGACUACAACCGGGAUGGGGACUCGUACAGGUCGCCGUGGAGUAACCAGUACGACCCGCCGCUGGAGGACGGAACCAUGCCCUCGGACCGACUGCGGCGCCUUGAGGUGGACGCCAACGCCGCCUUCGAUCAGUACAGAGACAUGUACUUCGAGGGCGGCGUCUCAUCCGUCUACCUCUGGGACCUCGACCACGGAUUCGCAGGUGCCAUAUUGAUAAAGAAGGCCGGCGACGGCUCGAAGAAGAUCAAGGGCUGCUGGGACGCCGUGCACGUGGUGGAGGUGCAGGAGAAGUCCACCGGUCGGAACGCCCACUACAAGCUCACCUCGACCGUGAUGCUGUGGCUGCAAACCAAUAAGGAGGGCUCGGGCACCAUGAACCUGGGCGGCUCGCUCACCCGGCAGACGGAACAGGACGCGGUAGUGAGCGAUACAUCGCCCCAUAUCGCCAACAUCGGCCGCCUAGUCGAGGAUAUGGAGAACAAGAUUCGCAACACGCUCAACGAAAUCUACUUCGGUAAGACGCGGGACAUUGUGAACGGCCUGCGGUCGGUGACGCCGCUCGAGGACAGCCGACGGAAGGCGGCACUGCAGACCGACCUGGCGGCCGCCCUGCAGAGGCGCCAGACCAAAACAGAGUAGCGCACCCGCCGCGCCCCCUGCACACAGACUGACGAACCGAGGUGGCGGCGGGGCCGUGACCAGCAGUGAUGUGACGUGACGUGGCAAGUCAGCACGGCGCGCGUGACGUGAUCGAGCGUGCCGGGGCCAGGGCGGAUCGGUGGCGAUAGAACUGUCGUGGGGCACCUGUGAUGCACGUAUCGGCUCCCCGAGGGACCGUGCCCCGCCGUAACGAGGAGUAGGACUGACGUGGCGCCCCUUCGCAGCCUGGCCCGCGCCCAACUGGAGUGUGACCGGAUGGAGACCCGUGUGCCCCUGUAUGAUCGUCCCGCGUGCCCCCGUAUGGGCGCCGAGUCCGGCACUGCCGCCCGCCCACCCCUGUUUAUCCCAGUUUAGGUCGGCCGUGCGCGCCGGCAGCGCUGCUUGGGUGCUUGUGCGGUGCCGUGUGUGGCUGUAGAGACUGGGCGACGCGACCGCCGCCUGCUUCGGAGGUCACACGGCGAGCGCGGAGCGAUUGAGAGCCGGCGCCAGCGUGCCGCCUCCAGUACCACGACCGUCAGCCGUGGCGUAUUUAUAAAUUCACGGCUAUGAUUGUUGCUAUAUGAAUAAAUAUUUUCAAGGAAGUGCGUCGUGUGCCCGCGAGCGAUCCAUAUGCAGAGGAGCACGUACGGAGAGUAUGCCGCGUGACUUGCUCCCCUGAGCGCCGCUUGAUUGGCGGAUAAAGAGCGUCUGUGGAUAUGGCUUUGGACGGCCUCGCCGGGCGAACUGUGAUUCGGCUUCAUAACUGGCAUUGGUUUAUCAUAAGGGAAACUUCAGUGUUGUAUUCAAUUGCUGUCGUAAGUAUCGGUUGGUUAUUUGUGUCAAGUGACGAUUAGCUGAAAUGUAUGCAACAACCUGAUUUGAUGGAUUGAGAUUUGAAUUACUGUUGAUUUGAAGCAGGGUGGUAGAUGCUUGGAGUUUUUACAUCAUUUUCAGUAAAAUAUAUUAUUGACAUAGACUCA
Molecule: messenger RNA, 1960 nt
Organism: Amphibalanus amphitrite
Lineage: Eukaryota; Metazoa; Arthropoda; Thecostraca; Balanomorpha; Balanidae
Product: F-actin-capping protein subunit beta
Exons: 6
Coding region: 156-980 (274 amino acids)
Biological process (GO): regulation of lamellipodium assembly; barbed-end actin filament capping; actin cytoskeleton organization
Cellular component (GO): cytoplasm; F-actin capping protein complex
Molecular function (GO): actin filament binding
Source: RefSeq, a predicted model, not a curated record